Saprolegnia parasitica CBS 223.65 is the source of this 1068-nucleotide messenger RNA. RefSeq lists its product as hypothetical. The transcript is spliced from 2 exons. The coding region runs from base 1 to 1068 and encodes 355 amino acids. The record is from RefSeq and is a predicted model, not a curated record. Lineage: Eukaryota; Oomycota; Saprolegniomycetes; Saprolegniales; Saprolegniaceae.
AUGGAGGCUGUUGUGACCAUCAAGCUUGGCGACCGCGCAAAGUCACGAUCAACGGCUGGCCAAGCCACCAUCGUGGUCGACUUGCGCGGGCCUUUUUCUCUCAUCCAAGAUGCCAUCGCUCUCGAAGCCAACCGCAUCAAGGUCGCGUACGAGGCGACUGAAGCCAACCGCAGAGACAAGAUCACGAUGGAGCUGCCGAGCCCGCUCCUUAUCUUUUUCAAGACGGGUGUCUCGAAGGCGCAAACCGACUACGUCGGCCUUGACGAGGGCAACUUCAUUUCCAAGCUCACAACCGCGUGGAAAUGCCUCCAAGAGAGACGUUCCGCCGCGGCGGCGACGUACAAGCUCGAGCUUUUUGUCUAUGCAACCAAGGCCAAGCAGAACCAGACGACCAACCAGCGCGCCGAGGCAAUGACACCUCAACGCCACGCCGGCCGGCCCACGGCGGGGUUUUUGACCCGCUUCUGUGCGGCGCUUCUUCGCCUCGACGAUCUCGAUCUCGUCGUGCUUUGCCUCCGCGACGUCGUCUCGGUGACCAUCGACACGGAGCUCCCGGAGGUUGCAACGUUCGUGCAUGCGUGCUUGACCAAGCACGGCUGGGUGACGCUCCCGGCCGUCGACGGUCUCAUCCAGCGGUGGUGCGCUGACGGCAAGACCGACGCCGUAUUGCAUUUGCUAUCGAGCCUCGCUGGUGUCGCGACCGACGACGCCGUGUGUCUGCCGCAAAUGUGUAUCGGCGAGUUUGUUCGCGCGAGCUAUGCGACGGCGCCGAACCGAUAUCUUGUACCCGUACGGCGAAGACCCAGUGACGAGACCUUGUUUCCGCUGCACGGCGACAUGUGCGCGCAAGUGGAAGGCGUGAAAAGUUGCCAUGCCGAUCGGCUCGCCCACAACCUGUACCACGACGCGUGGGUGAUCCGCAAGCGCUGUCCAAGGGAUCACGAAGAGUUCUGGUGGACCGAUUUCAUUACAACCCAGCAAAUGGCGCGCGAAGACAAGGCGAUGGCAGCGACUCUGGAACGCUACCUCGCCGACAUAGGGCGCCCGUACCGUCGUGCAGUCGCGUGA